Molecule: messenger RNA, 1245 nt
Organism: Eruca vesicaria subsp. sativa (arugula)
Lineage: Eukaryota; Viridiplantae; Streptophyta; Magnoliopsida; Brassicales; Brassicaceae
Source: the annotation of a GenBank genome assembly
GUGAGACAAAACCUAAACAGCGAAAUGGCCGCCUCCGCUGCUCGUCCUCUCGUCACUGUCCAAGCCCUAGACAGUGACAUGACCACCGAUCACUCCUCAACCGUCGUCUUACCCGCCGUCAUGACAGCCCCAGUCCGUCCCGACAUGGUCAACUUCGUCCACGCCCAAACCUCCAACAACAGCCGCCAGCCCUACGCCGUCUCCACAAAAGCCGGUCACCAGACCUCCGCCGAGUCGUGGGGAACGGGACGCGCCGUCUCUCGUAUCCCCCGUGUCCCCGGAGGUGGAACUCACCGUGCGGGACAAGCAGCCUUUGGUAACAUGUGUCGUGGCGGAACCAUGGCCUUUCCGAACAAAGUUUAUCGGAUUUGGCACAGACGUGUUAACGUCAACAUGAAGAGGCACGCGAUCGUGUCGGCUAUUGCCGCGACAGCUGUUCCCGCUCUUGUGAUGGGACGUGGACAUAAGAUUGAGAAUGUUCCGGAAAUGCCACUCGUGGUGAGUGACUCUGUUGAAGCCGUGGAGAAGACGUCAGAUGCUAUUAGGGUUUUGAAACAGGUUGGUGCUUAUGAUGACGCUGAGAAGGCGAAGGAGAGUAUUGGGAUUAGGUCUGGUGUGGGGAAAAUGAGGAAUCGUCGUUACGUUUGUAGGAAAGGUCCUCUUGUGGUUUACGGUACUGAAGGGUCCAAGAUUGUGAAGGCGUUUAGGAACCUUCCUGGUGUUGAGCUUUGUCAUGUGGAGAGGCUUAACUUGUUGAAGCUUGCACCUGGUGGUCACGUUGGGAGGUUUGUGAUUUGGACCAAGAGUGCUUUUGAGAAGCUUGAGGGUAUUUAUGGAUCUUUUGAGAAGGCGUCGGAGAAGAAGAAAGGGUAUGUGUUGCCUAGGGCGAAGAUGGUGAAUGCUGAUUUGGCGAGGAUUAUUAAUUCGGAUGAGGUGCAGAGUGUGGUGAAGCCGAUUAAGAAGGAUGUGAAGAGGGCCGUGAUGAAGAAGAAUCCUUUGAAGAAUUUGAAUGUGAUGUUGAAGUUGAAUCCGUUUGCUAAGACUGCCAAGAGGAUGUCUUUGUUGGCUGAGGCGCAGAGGGUUGUGGCUAAGAAGGAGAAGCUUACCAAGAAGAGGAAGAUUGUCACCAAGGAGGAGGCAUUGGCAAUCAAAGCAGCAGGGAAGUCGUGGUACCAGACUAUGAUCUCCGACAGUGACUACACCGAGUUUGACAACUUCACAAAAUGGCUCGGUGCUAGCCAGUGA